Neopsephotus bourkii (Bourke's parrot) is the source of this 852-nucleotide messenger RNA. RefSeq lists its product as uncharacterized. Bases 1 to 852 code for a protein of 283 amino acids. The transcript is spliced from 2 exons. NCBI's taxonomy places the organism in Eukaryota, Metazoa, Chordata, Aves, Psittaciformes, Psittacidae. The record is from RefSeq and is a predicted model, not a curated record.
AUGGGCGGGGCCGGUGACGCGCCCACCUCGCCCCCCUGCACCCCGCAGCUCCCCCUGCUCACCCCAUCCUUCCCCUGCAGCCCCCUGCAGUCCAGCACGCCCUGGCCCCCGCAGCCCUGGCCCAGUCCCCCCAGCUCCCCACCGGGCAUCCCGCAAUCCAGCCGCCCCUUGCCCCUCAGCAUCCCGCAGUCCAGCCGCCCCUUGCCCCUCAGCAUCCCGCAGUCCAGCCGCCCGCUGUCCCCCUGCUUCCUGCAGUCCAGCCAGCCCUUCACGUACUUCAGGUUCCCGGCCACGCCGCAGUCCAGCCAGCCCGUCCCGUACCGCAGCUCCCCGGCCAUCCCCCGCUCCAGCCAGCUCUUCCCUUACAGCCCGCUCCAGCCCAGCCAGCCCUUCCCGUCCCGCGCCCCCCCAUGCCUCCCCCAGUCCAGCAAACCCUUCCCGUACCGCAGCCCCCCCCGCCUCCUCCCCAGGCACAGCGACCCCUUCCCGUACUAUUUCCCCCCGUACAGCCCCUGCUGCGCCCCGCUGGGGGUCCCCCAGUCCAGCCGGCCCUUUCCCUACUGCCCCCAUCCCCACAUCGCCAAAGCCACUGAGCCCUUCCCCUGCUCCGUGGCCCUGCAGCCCAGCAGAUCCUUCCCCUCUUACGCCCCCCUCCACAUCCCCCAGUCCAGCAAGCCCUUCCCCAGCAGCUCCCCCCAGCCGGGGGACCCCUUCCUGCAUUACACAUCCCCGUGCCCCCCGCAGUCACCGGAGCCCCUUCCUCACCAUCCCCUCCAGCGCCGGGGCUCCCCCCCUCCUCGCUUGCACGUCUGGGGGGUGCCCUCCCCGCCCCAGCACCCUGCUACCCCCUAA